This is a messenger RNA of Orussus abietinus, 5065 nucleotides long. Its product is annotated as zinc finger CCCH domain-containing protein 13. Gene Ontology annotation, cellular component: RNA N6-methyladenosine methyltransferase complex. Bases 319 to 4242 code for a protein of 1307 amino acids. The record is from RefSeq and is a predicted model, not a curated record. NCBI's taxonomy places the organism in Eukaryota, Metazoa, Arthropoda, Insecta, Hymenoptera, Orussidae. The transcript is spliced from 10 exons. Gene Ontology annotation, molecular function: metal ion binding.
UCAGACGACAGCAUCGACCCUGUGGCUGCGUUUCUAUAUGACUUAAUAUUCGUGCGCAUCCGCGUUUCACUAGAUAUAGCUGGAUAUACUUGGUGGUGCAUCGAUCUAUAUACUUAGGCUGACUUAGGUUAGGACAAGCCAGUGCGAAGUCGUUUCGACUGGCUUUUUUUUUAAUGAAUUUCCACCUACCGAAGAUCGUGCUUCGCCGUCACACGAGGAAGAAUCGUUCGCAGUUGAUACAUACGCGAGAAGAGAGCAUUUUGCAUACUGCAGUGAUGUGCUUCCACUUACGAGAUACGAUUGCUUUAUGGUGAUAAUAUGUCAAAAUCAAACAUAAGGAAAAUAACGGUUGACCCUACGAAAUGUAAUACAGACUCUCGGCGACCGAGUGUAUUCGAAAGGUUGGGAACUAAACCGGCGUCCACUAUCACUAGCCAAAAUACGUCAGAUUAUUGCAGAAACUGGGCAUUAAAUGGUAGCUGUUCAUAUGGGAAAAACUGCAAGUAUGCAAAUACUCACACUUUAAUUAGUCCAUCAAAACGUGUGAAAAAGGAUAAUGCUCCUACAAAUGCAACGGUGCAGAACGAGGAUCCGUUUAAACGACUCACGUCUAAAAUCGUGAAGAAGACAUCACACAGUCCAGAUUUAAACUUAGAGGAGUGGAAUCAGACAGACCUUGAGUACGAAGACGAGAAGGUACUGGAAAGGCGUCGGCAGCUCUUACAACGGGAGCUUGAGCUACAAAUGAAGAAAGAUAAGGAGGUUCAUGGAAAGGAAAAACUGAAACACAAAAAAAAGGUGAUGAGCUCUUCUUCGAGCUCUCGCAGUUCCAGUACAUCAAGCACAAGCAGUAGUUCUACCAGUGAUGAUUCUUCAUCUAGUACAACAUCUGAUUCUCGUAAAAAAAUUAAGAAGGUUAAACCAAAACAGCAUCAAAGUGCAUCAUCAGAUUAUGACGAUGAUAAGGAGAAAAAGAAAAAGCUAAAAUUAAAGAGAUUAGGAACAAAAAAUGAAAAACCUGUUCCUAAAAAAAAACGGAAACUUGAAACAACAGGAAAAAAAGAAACUCCCCCAAUAAAACCAAACAAAAAAGUUAACGCUUUGACAUCCUCCAAGAAGUAUUCGUCUAUUAGAAGCAAAUCUCCCAUCCAACCGGUAUCGCAUGUAUCAUCCAAGUCAAGAAAUAGCAAGGAGCGGAAUAGAAGUGAUUCUCCUAAAGCAAAAAUUAGAGAAGUCAAGGAUAUUAGAGAAACUAGAGAAACCAGGGAAAUGAGGGAAACCAGAGAAACUAGAGAAGCGAGAGAACUAAGAGAAGCCAGAGAAACCAGAGAACCAAGAGAUGCUAGGGAGGCUAGAGAAACCCGAGAGGCAAGAGAAAUGAGAGAAAAUCGAGAAAUGAGAGAAUUGGAUAAAGAAAAACACCACAAAAAGACACGCGACAUCGAGGAGAUAACGCCAAAAGAAAUCAUGAAAACCAAGCCACCUGAGAAAGUAAAAGAAGUUGAUAAAGGUAAAAUUCGUGCAACAGAAGACAAAAAUAGCAAAAAUGAGGAUAGAUCGAAACAACGAUCUUUGAAGGAGAAAGAGAAACGAUCUGGCACCCCUCCUCUGGAUCGAUCGAAGCACCAACACUUAAAAGAGAGUACAGUGAUAAAAUCCAAGAGAAGUCGGACGCCAGAAAAAUCCUCUAGAUCCAAGCGCGACCUGACGCCUCCUCGGCACCAAGAUAAAUCAUCGUCCUCCAACAGAAUCAGAGACACGGAUAAAAAGGAUCGGGAUGCCCAUAAACGAGACCGAAGUAAGGAAAGAGAGGAAGGUAGAAAAACGGAUCAGAAUAAAUCAAGGACAUCGAAUCAGGAUGACGGUCACCGCAAAAAUAUAACAAAAGAUGCCGAUGACAAGAACUACGGCACUGAGAGGGGUAACGAUAGAAGUAGACAGAGAAGCAGAGAGCGUCGCGAUAACAAGGAGCACAACACCAGGGAGAAUCGAAGUCACUCGAGAGUCGAGAGAGAUCAACGAGAAUCACAGCGGGACAAGGACAGAGAUGAUACUCAGGAUCGUUGUCGAGAGAGGCAGCGAGAACGAGACCGGGAUAAAGACCCCAUUAAGAUAAGAGAAAGAGACAUCCCUCCGCUAAUGGCAACCGCUGCUGCGAACCCCUUGGAGAAGAACUCUAGGUACCGCGACAAAGACAGGUUGAAAGAUGGAUCCGAGAAAGAGAGGGAGGCAAGGGAUCGACGUAGCGAAAGGGAUAGAGACCGAGGUGAAACGAAACCUUUGGAACGUGACCGAAGCUCUCAACGUUUCGAUGCUAGGUACGAGAGAAACCUAGACAAGGACUCGUCGCACAAAUCUAUGGAUCGAGACCGGGGAGAGCGUUUCCCCAGAGAACGAUCUUUGGAUAGAAUAGUGGACAAGAAUGUUCCAGCUUCGCGGGAUCAUUUGCUCGAUAGGGAAACGAUAUUUGAGCGCGACAGGCAUAGAUACGGUACCAGAUUCGAAAGAGGCCAUGCCGCGGACCACGAAAGAAAGGAACCGCAUGUACCAACUAUCAAGGUUGACCGCCUUUCGGACAGGAGAGAUAGUCCACGACGUAACGUAGAAGUGGACAGAAACUUCGACCGAGGUUUCCACCCACGCCAUACGCCAGAACACUGGGUGGAUCAAAAAGAUCAACCCUCUCAUCUGGAAUACAGGGAUCACCAUGGACACGAGGACGAUAGGCGGAAACCGGUCGAAUCGAGAAGAUACAACAGUCCUUUUGAGGAGAGACGCGGAAGAGAUGACAGAACGCAAUCUCGUUACGGAGUACCAGCCGACCGUCCUUUUGACGAUCUUCAUCAUCCUCUCUAUGGAGCCGACAAGUUAAGAACCGGAACACUUAGAGACGAAGGCAAUCCCGAUAGUUGGGAUAUUCAUCACGAAUUGGAACACGCGGGUCGUGAUCGAGGAUUCCCGCCUUCGGACUGGGAAGAAAGGGAAUGGCGAGCGAGACAUGCUUUGUGGGAUAGAGAGAGCCUUCCACGAUCGGAUGCGCAUGAUGACGAAUGGGCAGCACGGUAUGACAGUCCCAUGUCGGAAUGGAAAUUGAACGAGCCGCGAAAAUGGGAUAACCAGCCGAUACAUUUACGUGGACCCUUCAGGAACGAUCGUUUGAAGGAUCUGGAUCUAGAUUCCAAUAAAGGGAAGAGGAGGCCGUUCAAUUUGUCGGAGACGAGAGACGAGUGUCCACCUCAACCUGUGGUAAAGACAGCGGCCAUGCUCAUGAAAGACGAGCCGAUUAACAAGAAACUGAUGGAGUUGGCCGAAGGCCGGCCACGCAGAAGCAGAGAAAAGUCUGCCGAUAGUUUUCAGAAAAGGGCUGCUCAGAGAGCAAAGGAGUCGCUUGACGUAAGGGAACCUUUGUCUUGUAAAGCUCCGGCUCCUUCGAAACCUCCACCUCCAGUUAAGUUACCUGCUCCGGAACCGAAACGACCCGCCUUGGAUGAAUCUUUACCAACGUUGCACACUGAAAGCGAUCUCAGUGACAUUAGCGAUGAUCCUGAUGAUAUCCUCAACAUGGAGGAAGAGGAUAUAGUACAAAAUGGCUCGCAGUCACCAAAGAAACCAGUCGAUGUUUCGGAAAAAGAGUCGCAACCACAAAUAACACACGAAGUCCCUCAGCCCUCUCCUGUUGAACCUGUCGAAGAAACAGUCUUCAACAAGGACAAGGAAAAUGGCGAAGGAGUGGCGUUUAGCAAUAGAAGUGUCGAGGAUGAAAACAUGGAGACUAUGGACUUUGAGGAAAUAUCUGACGGCGAACUCGAAGAAGACAUUAAAACAAGCGGCAAAGGUUUGGGUGAUGCCCUAGGAGUCGACUGGGAGAGCCUCGUCAAGGAAUCUCAACCACGUCGUUCUGCCGUUUAUAAUCAAGACACCGCGCAAGGACGUUGGCAGUGUAAGGCGAUUUUUCAACGAAUUGGGAUUUCUGCUAAAUAUGCAGGUCCGGAGCUUGUGGAGAAAUUAGUAAAAAAAUAUGCGGAUGGUGAUCCAAACAAACUAUUGCUCGACAAUAUUGCCUUCAUGCAUACUGCACUCUUCCGGAAUCGUUUAAUUCACGAUUCUGGUCAUAAUUUCUUGCUUAGCGAAGACUCACUGUAUAGGACUAGUAAUGAAGAAGAUGAUGAUAACGAUGAAAUUUUACAGCCAUGUACGAGUUUAUACGAGGAAGUUAAAACGUUGCUGCAACAAACUGCGUAAUAUUAGGUUGUAGGAAGAUAUAGUUUUUUAUUGCCAUAAUGGGCAUUGUACAAAAUGAGGAUUUUAAUACGUUAAACGCUUGAUUUCUCUCUGCGAAUGAAAUGGUUCAAGAGGAACUAUGUAUACCGAUACGUCUUUAUUAGACUCCUGUUUAAUAAUCUCCAUAUUAAUGGAAAUCAGAAGAGGUCGUAGGAUCAAUUUGGAAAUUCGAUUGGCUCCUAUCCCUAUAAAUAUAAUGUGGUUAAGCCAACUGCACACUCCUACUUAUAAAUAAUUAUUAGGAGAUAGUAUAUUUUACCUGAACUGAGAAGUUUAGUGCUGUGCAGAACUUCAAAGAAAAAUCAAUUUGUUGCUCAUUCGGCGCGUGUAUUAAUUUUUUGUUUCUACAGAAUUUGCAAGGUCUUGACAUUUCAUAGGUAAUUGAUCUUCGAUUAAAAUCAAUUGUAUGAUAUAACUUAUUAAAAAAUGGACAAUUUACGUAAUUAUGCAAUUUUAUGCACAUAUGACUGAAUUUUCGAGAUAUUAGGGAAAAUGAUUAUUAAAAAAAUAUCUCCGAACCAUUCACAAUAAUUCAACUUACCAUCUCCAUUUACUAUCGGUUUAUUAAUUUUUUUCAAACGUGAAUAUUAAUGACCUAUUUUGGCAGCAUUUGUACAGUAUUUUGGAUUGUUCUAUAUUAACGCGAGUUCGCUAUUCAAUAUCAACCUUAUAAUUGUAAUGUUCUUAUACGUACCAUCUUCAAUCGAAACCACUGGAUGUGAAACCUAUUAGUUUUAAAGAGCAUAUGCAAUUAUCAUUUGUAAGAGAACAUUUCCCUACAUUU